This is a messenger RNA of Penicillium roqueforti, 1038 nucleotides long. RefSeq lists its product as uncharacterized. Gene Ontology annotation, cellular component: cytoplasm; PML body. The record is from RefSeq and is a predicted model, not a curated record. Lineage: Eukaryota; Fungi; Ascomycota; Eurotiomycetes; Eurotiales; Aspergillaceae. The transcript is spliced from 2 exons. The coding region runs from base 1 to 1038 and encodes 345 amino acids. Gene Ontology annotation, molecular function: 5'-tyrosyl-DNA phosphodiesterase activity; single-stranded DNA binding. Gene Ontology annotation, biological process: double-strand break repair.
AUGCCUGUCAGAAUCCCUCAAUAUUUUUCUUGUUUUAGCCCCGCUGCUCGCCGUUGGGUACCCGUGGCCUCACGGCCCAUCCAGAGUCCCGGGGUGCAAAGCUCAGCCCAAGGAAACACUCCUAGAUCUCAUUUCAACAUAGUCUCUUGGAACAUUGACUACUCCAGUAGCUAUCCCACACGACGCUGCCUUGAUCUCAUCAACCACGUUUUCAAAUAUGGAGUUCCUGACAUUCUCUGCCUGCAAGAGGUCAGGUCCGAAGUUCGUGCCAGUCUCUUAGGCAACCGCGAAAUACGCCAAGCUUUCCUCACGACAGACGCCGCGACGGACCUAGAGUACAAGCGUUUCAUAACCAUGACCCUGCUGUCUAAAGAACGCUUCGCGUAUAGCCUAGACUCGAAGGAGAUGGGUGGAUCAAACGAUGAGGGGAAGUUCAUUGUCGGGCCGGUUUUUCGCGAGCACCUCCCGAGUGCAGCCGGUAGGGAUGGACUUUGCGUGGACCUCAUCCCUCCUUGCGCACCGGACACCUUCCUCCGAAUCAUAAACGCACACCUCGAGUCGUGCGAUGGCUUCUCCUACCGCGCUGCGCAGCUCAAGCAACUUUCUAGCGUCCUUCACGAACCUGGCUGCAGUGGUGGCCUCAUUGUGGGCGAUUUCAAUUCGGUCACUGAUGACGAUCGCCUGCUUAUCGAGGAGAACAAGCUAAAGGAUGCAUGGCUGACGUUGCACGGCGAUACGAAGCCAGAUGCACCUACGUGGAGUGUGGGGAGGAGGAGGGACCCUAGGUACGAGCCUAGCAGGCUGGAUAAGGUUGCUAUGAUGGAGAUACAAUCUGCCCACGACCGUGAGGACUCCAUGAAGGGAAUCCGUGACUUCGAUGACAUUAUGUCCCUCAUAAAUGCCGGCGACAAUGUCCAAUAUACUCCCAAGGAAAGAGAGAAGUACAAGAGAGCCUUUGGGGAAUUCGUCGAGACCUACAUUGAGCAGAACCCCAAGUGGACCCUCGCUCAGUGGAAGAAGAACACCAAUCUUGAGUAA